Molecule: messenger RNA, 1326 nt
Organism: Glossina fuscipes
Lineage: Eukaryota; Metazoa; Arthropoda; Insecta; Diptera; Glossinidae
Gene: MED19
Product: mediator of RNA polymerase II transcription subunit 19
Exons: 4
Coding region: 293-1213 (306 amino acids)
Biological process (GO): positive regulation of transcription by RNA polymerase II
Cellular component (GO): mediator complex
Molecular function (GO): transcription factor binding; transcription coregulator activity
Source: RefSeq, a predicted model, not a curated record
UGAGAAACACAAGUUAAAUUUGUAUAUAAAAUUAAAAAACUUAAAAAAGAAAGGCUUAGAAUUAAAAAUAAACACUUGCGAGAAGGCUUCUGCGUGGAUAGAAUAUACACGCAAGGGGAGAAGUGACACAAGUUACUAAUAAAAAACUUUUAAAAAAACGACGAGCAUUCUGCAAGCUGUAGUUUUUAUUUAUUUGCUCAAAUACCGCUGCGGUUAACGGUUUCCGCGUGGCAUCUACACGGCAGGCGUCUUGUCUUAGGACAGACCUUAAAUAAUUUAACGAGCGAUAAACAUGAUGAACAAUUACGGCAAUAUGAUGAUGGGCGAGCAAUUUCGCAAAAUGGAGUCAAACUAUUCUCCAAAGUCGUCACCUCAUGGUGGUCGCUCACCGGUGGUAUCCCGACAAGAUUCAUCGGGCACAUUGAAGGCAACCAUAUCAUUGGGCAAAACGCCAACGAUUAUACAAACAGGACCAUUCUAUUCAAUGAAAGAGCCACCGGGUAAAGGAGAAUUGACCGGGGAUAAAGAUCUAAUGACAGAAUAUGGCUUGCACCACACCUUAACUAAAUUCAAAGAUAAGAAGGUUAAAGAGUCAUUGGCUUCAUUUCUACCAAAUUUACCGGGAAUAUACGAUAGUAUGAGUAAUUUGGAAAACAGCACAUUGCGCAGUGUCAUUGAUAAACCACCUAUAGGAGGUAAAGAAUUAUUGCCUUUAACGGCAGUGCAAUUGGCUGGCUUUAGAUUGCAUCCGGGACCUUUACCUGAGCAAUACCGAGCCUUAAAUACUACACCCGCACGUAAACAUAAAAACAAACAUAAAAAACACAAACACAAAGAUGGAGCAGCACCGCCAGAAACAAACCUAAUGGAUUCCUCUGGUUUAGAAACGUAUGAAAAGAAACACAAAAAGCAGAAGCGACACGAGGACGAUAAAGAGCGUAAAAAACGUAAAAAAGAAAAGAAACGCAAAAAGAAAUCUCACAGUCCGGAGCCUCCCUCUUCCGGCGGUGUUUCACCCAUGUUGGGUCCUACGGCAGCCAGCAUUAUGGGUGGGGCAGCGGUCGGUUCUGGAUCAGCUGGAAAUGCCAAUGUAACCGGCCUAGCGGGUUUAACCACGGCUGCUCAAACUAAUGCUUUGGCUUCUACGUCUGGUUUAACUUCAAUGUCAGGUCCUGCUAGCAUGUUAAUGCCUCAGCAAGCUUCUUUGUUUUAGUUAAGAAUUAAAAUUAAUUUUAAGUCACGUUUCACCUAAAAGCGAUUUAAAGAGAAAACAACCAAAUUAAAUUUAUUAUAUAUAAACACUUUUAUCUUGUUUACUUAGAUUUU